This is a messenger RNA of Medicago truncatula (barrel medic), 679 nucleotides long. RefSeq names its product 60S ribosomal protein L34. NCBI's taxonomy places the organism in Eukaryota, Viridiplantae, Streptophyta, Magnoliopsida, Fabales, Fabaceae. Gene Ontology annotation, cellular component: ribosome. The coding region runs from base 81 to 443 and encodes 120 amino acids. Gene Ontology annotation, biological process: translation. The transcript has 4 exons. Gene Ontology annotation, molecular function: structural constituent of ribosome. The record is from RefSeq and is a predicted model, not a curated record.
ACGCCACCAUAUUUAUAGCCUCAAACACAAUAUUACACGCCCCUCUUUCAUUUUUCUAGGGUUUCAUCACAACAAUCACCAUGGUUCAGAGACUCACAUACCGUAGGAGGCACAGCUAUGCCACCAAAUCCAACCAGCAUCGUGUUGUUAAGACACCUGGUGGAAAGUUGGUUUAUCAGACAACUAAGAAGAGAGCUAGUGGACCUAAGUGUCCUGUUACUGGAAAGAGGAUCCAAGGGAUUCCACACUUGAGACCUACUGAAUACAAGAGGUCCAGAUUGCCUAGGAACCGCCGCACUGUUAACAGGGCUUAUGGAGGUGUUUUAUCCGGAGGAGCUGUUAGGGAAAGGAUUAUCCGUGCUUUCCUUGUUGAAGAGCAAAAAAUAGUUAAGAAAGUUUUGAAGAUCCAGAAAACAAAAGAAAAGCAAGCAGCUAAGAGUUAAGCUGAUUUUAUCAAUGGAUGCAUAAAGUUGAAAAUUUCUUUUGUUUAGAUUUGUGCUCAAGAGUUUUGACUUUCAAUGAUGUUAAUUAUGAAUGUGGAACUUACUUUGCAAUUGAUUUUAUGGAGUUUUAUGUUUUUCUUGUACUCUAGAUUUUGUUAUACAUUGAGUAUUAGAUUCUGUUGUUCCAGUGCACAUUUUAAAUGGAUAACCUCUACUGAAAUUGUUUCUGUUAUUUA